This is a messenger RNA of Schistosoma rodhaini, 1944 nucleotides long. NCBI's taxonomy places the organism in Eukaryota, Metazoa, Platyhelminthes, Trematoda, Strigeidida, Schistosomatidae. The record is from the annotation of a GenBank genome assembly.
AUCCUUAUUACUGAAGACUGAAGUUUAGACCGCGUUUGUCAAUGGUAGCGUUACACUUAGGCGUGUUAUCUCCUCGCAUUACUCUACAUUUUUUGUGCAUUAUAAAGACACGUUUCAAGAAAACCUUGAGUUCCAAAUCAAAAAAUUCUUAGUAAAAUCAGGGAAAGUGAUCAUUGAUGUUGUAGCCUCCAAUAGGUUACCACCUCACAUUAUUGGAUUAAAACUAUUGUGAACGGUACCUUAGUUUAUGGCUUCCCUUAUUGUGGGAACUAAAAGAUAUGCUGUCUAAAUCCUACGUUGCAAUAGUUAAACAAUAAACAAAAAUGGAGAGUGCUGUUUGGUCAUUUUGUGUCCCAAUUUAUCCCAAUAAUUUCACUCAGUUGACCCGUUCUUUACUUCAAUAUGUUAUUUCGUGUGUUAAUAAGUUCAUCCCUGAUCUAGAAGGUGUCCUUGUGGAUUUUGAUGCCAAAAGUUUACAAAUCAUAACUGAAGUUGAUUAUUCUGAUCGUUAUGUCCCUAAUGGUUUCACUUGUGGUCUUUUCCUGAUUCAUCCAGAGUUAAACCAUCUUCGUGUACACGGAAAAAUAAAAGUCAAUGUUUUUCGGCCACAUUUGGGUUUGGAAGUAGAUGCUGUUGUUUCAGUGGUUAGACCACAAUUUAUUCUUUGCCGUACAGAAAUUUCCAAUGUAAUGAUUAGUAUUCCACUCUUGUCUUCUGAGUCAGUAAAAAAGGAAGAAUUCAGCCAGUACAUGUUGAAACCUUUUGACAAAAUAAGAGUUAAAUUGACUCAAAUUGAUAAUAAUUUUGGCUCUCCAGUUUUACAAGGUGACUUUAUGGAGUGUCUUUCAAAACCCUUAUCAAAAUAUUCCGAGAAACAACAUAAGCAUCAAACAAAUUCCGCUGCCACUGGUCUGAAUGAUAUAAAACCAGUUUUUAAAGUGUCCGAUGAUACUAAUAGUUAUAAAACUACUCCAUCAUUUCAUGCAAAUUCUUCUGAUCCAGUCACUUCUCCAACUAAUUCACCUAACCAUAAAACACCAAAAGUUAGGAAACGAAAGAUUCGGAAACUUGGAUCAUUAGAAGAAGUUGGAGUCCUCGGUAAUUGUAGUGAAAGUCUAUUAACUCAUGAUGAGUCUCCAACUGAUUCAGUGAAGAAAUUACGAAAGGAAAACUCAUCAACUUCCAAAAUACUAAAAAAGAAAGGUAAUUUGGAUUCAGAAGAAACUGUCCAUGCAUUAUUAAGCGAUGCACUGUUGAAAUGUGGCAGGAAAUAUAAGUCGAACCAUAAUCUACUAUCUUCUGUAACUGUAAAAGAGGAGCCAACUUAAUCUUCAAUAAAUGUGCUAUCCAUGCAUACACAGUUAUUACUUUCCAUAUUUCUUAUUUAUAAUGUAUAAAUAGAUUAUCACGUUUGGAGUUUUUUUUAAGUUUCUAGAUUAAUCUUUAAAAUUAUUAUGUACAACAGUUUCAUUGACGAUGAGGCAUUGCAGUAUUCUAGCGUUUAGUAAAGUUCUACCACUAUUUUCAAUGCAUACAAAUAAAUGUGCUUCUGAUUACCACAAUUUGUGUAAUGUUCUUCCGAUAAUUGGAAGCCAAAUGGUCAUAGCAAACGUUUUAGAAUCCCUUUUCUAUUGUACCAUUAGCUUCUAAAGAUUUAUCACUAUAUAUGGUGUGUGAGCAAUAGCCAUAUUAACUAUCUAGGAUGCUUAAAUAACUACCAACCACAGUCUUGUGUCAGUUCAUUCUCUAUAGAUUUCUCUCUUCUAGUCAUCCUGAACUUUUAGUUUGUGUGCAAAUUUUUUGUCUGAUAUCUUCACAGUUUCCAAACAUAAUACCAAAGAAUCUUCGAAUAUUAAUUAGUUUCGGCGAAAUUUGUUGUAUUUGCCGACCAUUGGUAUACAAUAAUUAUAGUUCGGUAGGUAUUUGUAUCACGAUGAAUAGCUU